GGAGAGUCAAACUGGAUUCCAUAGGGAAAGCCUGCAAAUCACUUCUAUUUUAGCAAGGAGAAAACAGAAUCUCCGUUCAACAGGGUCCACCUCUCUCUCUCUCCCCCUCUCCUCUCCUUUCCUCUCUGUCUUUCCCUACCCCCCCUCCCCCUUUCCCCACCCCACUCUCCCUCUCUGGUUUAUCUGUCUAGGGCAACCAGCGUCCUCCUCAUCUAUACGCACCAAAGAAACAUCUUUGGUUGGGAGAGAAGGAGGAAAAAAACAAAAAAAGGGAGAGAGAGGAAAAACUUGCCUGGUAGUGGAAAAUGACGAAGUAGCAAAGCCGGCAGCGCGAGUUGAGUCUAUUGUUUCUUAAAUUGCCAUCAGGGUUUUUUUUUUUUUUCUUCCUGCUUCUUCAAGCGAACGGUACCUCUACAAAAGGAAACUCCAGUCCCUCCUGUCUUCCACCGGCCUGUGAUCAUUACAAAAAGAAAAAGAAAAAAAAAAAGCACCCAAACCAAAAGUUAACCAACCAAACAAUCCCCAACAGCCAAGCAUACAUCUCUGUUUUUUAAGUUUCGAUCUUUUUGUUGGAUUUUCCCUUCCUUUUUUCUCUCCUUUUUUUUUUCCCCUUCGGGUUAUCGCUCAGUUUUGAGCGAAGGUUUACAUUUUUAAAAAAUUUGCUUUCCAGCCCCCCUUGAUGUUCUAGCGCGAGUUCAACGACUCAAAAAAAAAAUCUCUGGCUGGCGUUUCUUUCCUUUUUUUUUUUUUUUUUUUUCAAAUUUUCAAGGGGGAGGAGAUUUUCCACAAGAAAAGGUUGUUUUCAUGUUUGGGAUUCAGCAAAGCAUCGAAUGGAGUGGGAGCAGCAUGAAGGAAGAGCCGCCGGGCAGCGGCAGGAACGCGGUGCGGACGUGGAUGCAGGGCGCCGGGGUGCUGGACGCCAACACGGCGGCGCAGAGCGGGGUGGGUCUGGCCCGGGCUCACUUUCCGAAGCAGCCGCCUUCCAAUAUGCGGAAAUCCAACUUCUUCCGCUUCGUCCUGGCCCUCUACGACAGACAGGGCCAGCCCGCGGAGAUCGAGGGGACAGCCUUGGCGGGGUUCGUGGAGAAGGAAAAAGCCGUAGCGUAUGAAGGCCAAGACGAGAACCCAGAGAUGCGCCGAGUCUUGCCCACACACGAAAUCACGUGCAGUCUUAGGUUUACAACUACAGGUUGACCAGUCUGCCAGGAUUUUGCCCAUUGGCUAUCCGAUGGAACUGAAGAAGCACUUCCUAUGUCUGAACCAUAGAACACUCAUACGCGGACUAAGAACAAAACAAGAUCCUCACCACCAAUGGAAGCCUCAAACCAAAGGAAACCAAACAGAAACCAAAAACCAAACAGCACAAGACUCAAAUCAGCUUCCAAGUCUCAACUUAGCCUGUGACCUCUGUCCAAGUGGUGCACCUUCCAAUUGAGAUUUCCAGGAAUGGAAAGUCACCCAAAUGGGAGCCAAAGUUCCCCCAAAUGUACAGGGCUAAAAGGACCUCAGAGUGCAUGCCAGGGGAGUUACCACAUGCUGGCUGAGGUAUCGCAACAUCCUAAAUGCUACUUUUCUGGUUCCCCAAAAUAAUCCCUUGGAGUAGGACAUUCGGGGCAAUCCAGGAAGGAGGAAGAGAGGAACAUCCUCAAGGCAAAGAUGGCCUUGGCAGUUGCUAGGGUGGUCCCUCUUCCGCCAUCUUCUCCACUGCUGGGAUGGCAGAUGGGGUAUGACUGGGGCUUGGCCUCUCCAGGCAAGGGUCCCAGGCAGUCUGGCCUCUAAAGGAAUUCUACAACCCUACACUCUCUCAAAAGAGGCUGGCAUGGAGAAAAUCAGAGUGUCCAAUCAAGUCAGGGGACCCACAGGGGCCUUCCCCAAGUCAGCCCCAUACUGGGUACUAAACUUGAUGCCGAAAACUCGACCUCUGUGCACCAGUGCCAAAUCGGAUCUCAGAGACAGAGGUUUGGAAGAAGUAGAAAAGAAUAGCUUUACUGCUUUGCCAGCCACAGGGGGACACAGAAAACUCGUGUCCUCAAAAACUGUGUGUCCCAAUGCAGGAGGAUCUGGUGAGGAGUUUUACAGCAAUGGUUUAAGGACACAGUUGCUCCUAAGGAUUAGUGUGUGUACAGGGCCUUAACUCCCUUUAAUCUGGCCUCAGAUGGUCUCUUGAUGAGCUUCUCUGGAAUGAAGAAUGCUAAAAUCUUCUAUUUUGUGGGGGUUUUAGUUUGGUAAAGAGCCCAAAGAUACUCUUAUGUACAUCCCUUUAAGGCCCUGAGGCUGUCCUUAACAAAGGCCCUCAACUUAUCUUUAACUGAGGCCCUGACACUAACUAAGGACUGAGGCUGUCUCUAACUAAGGCCCUGAGUCUGUCUUUAACUAAUGGCCUCACUCUUUCCCUAACUAAGGCCCUGACACAGUCCCUGACACGGCCCCUAUUAACAUGAGCUGUCCCUCAUUAAUGCCCUGAUGCGGCCCAUAACUGAUGUACUGAAGAUGGCACUAAGGUCCUGACCAUGUCACUAAUGACCCAAAAUGUCUCUUACUAAAGCCCUCAAGUUACCUCUGAGGCCCUAAAGAUGUCCAUAACUAAGUCCCUGACACUCUCUCUAAGACCCUCAAGUUAUCUUUAACUGAGGCCAUGACAAUAUCCCUAACAAAGGACUUGAUGCUGUCUCUAACUAAGGCCCUGAGUCUGUCUUUACCUAAUGGCCUCACUCUUCCCCUAACUACGCCCUGACACUGCCCCUAACCAAGGCCCUGACACUUUUCUUAACUAGGGACUUGCCACUGUCCCUACCUAAAACCCUGACACCGUCUGUAACUAAUGACCUGACUCCUUCCCUAACUAACACCCUAGUUUUGGCCCUAACGCCCUGACACUGAUUCUAAUUAUGGCCAUGAUGCUGGCUCUAAGGCCCUGAAUAUAUCCCUAAGUAACAGCCUGACUUUUGACUAAGGCUCUCCCUUAUAGUCUAAGCUGUCCCUUAUAGUCUAAGCUGUCACUAAAUAAUGCCCUGAUCCUGUCCAUAACUAAGGCCCUGAAUAUGUCCCUAAGUACAUCUCUGACGAUGUCCCUAACAGCCCGAACUGUCUCUUCAAGUUAUCUCUGAGGCUCUGACACUGGCUCUUACUAAGGCCUCACCCUGGGGCUGUCCCAGGCUGCUGAGCAGUUUUCUCUUGUCCGCAUCUCUAGACAGCUGCCUGCCACUGGCCACUCUAAGAUUCUGCGAUGCAGUGGUCCCACGUGGGAUGUGCCUGUGUAGGCUCACCUGCGGGAGGAGAGUCAUGGCCACUCCGCCCUCCAGGGGACUGCAGCUCAGGGUAGGAAUCUCUCAGCCAGUGUCUGGACACAGGGUUCUGUGUCCUUGUUUGUUGUAAAUCCCUUGGAGUUACCUCUCACAUUUUUGAAUGGAUAUCCCCCGCUCUGCAUAUUUAUAAUAUAAAUUAUUUACCACAUUAAAAUCCAGGAAUGACAUUCUUAGAAUGAGCAGGAGAACACUGCAUGCCCCCUCAAUGAUCUAUUACUUGGAGGAUUUAAAAUUCUAAUGAGAAAACACUCACUCUCCUCACACUCUUGGGUGUCAGCACAAGGCGGGAAUCAGCUGCAUCCUUUAUUUAUCCCUCUGAUUUUCCAGAACCUUUCCUUCAAGGAGAAAUCUCUGGGCUCUGCGGGAACUGUGAGUGGUGGCCGUCAGGUAAAUCUGAGACUGAAAAGCAAGAGGAAGAGAGACAGAGGAGGAGAUAAGAAUCGGUGACAAGGAGAAGCAGGGGCGUCCACGUUCAAUCGCAGGCUGAGAGUCUGAGUUAGUGUCCAGCGAAGCUAAGGACCACCAGGGUCUGGCCCCACUGGCCUUGUCACCUGGUGUGGGGACUGCGGACAGCCAAACUCCCAUGGCCACUCUCAGAGAAAUCAGGGAGGUGGGAGGGCACCCCUGAGAGCCAGAUUGAAAAUGGUCAUGCUGUGAAAUAAUAAGAUGCCCUUUCAGAAAAGUGAAGACUGUCCUCUUGGUUCUCAAAGACUUGCAAAUACUCUGUGUCCUUCUGGAGGCAUGCUGAAGCCUUCAGCCUUUGAGGGCAGUAAUGGGAGUACAUCUGGGCUCAAAACCAUCCAGCACUCACUCCCUGAGGGUGCUGAGGAUGACCCGUGUCCACCCCUCGGGUGCUGUGGGGCCUGAAAUCCCCUGAUCACCGACGACGGGAGGGGCCGCACAGACACUGCACUGGACCACCGGGGGCCUGGCUGGUGGGCUACAGUCCUUUAUCAGAUACAUGGUUUGCAAACAUCUUGGGCCAUUUUGGAUGGUGGAUUAUCUUAUUCCUUGCUCCUUUUAUACACAACUGUUUUUCAUUUUGAGGAAGUCCAAUUCAUCUAUUUUGUCUUUUGUUGCUUGUGCUUUUGGUAGCAAAUCUAAGAAAUCAUGACCAAAUCGAAGGUCAUGAAGAUUUACUCUCAUGUUUUCUUCUAUGAGUUUUAUAAUUUUGGUUCUUACAUCUAGGCCUUUGGUCCAUUUUGUGUUGAUUUUGUAUACAGGGUGGGGGGAGGUAAGGGUCCAACUUUAUUCUUCUGCAUGGGGGUAUCCAGUUGUUCCAGAACCUGUGCUCACUGUUUGGGAGAAAAUACCUGCAAAUGAUGUGACCAAAAAGGGCGUAAUUUCUAAAGUAUACAAAUAGCUGAUACAACUCAAAAAAAAAUAAAAAAGUGGGCAGAAGGUCUAAAUAGACAUUUUUCCAAAGAAGACAUACAGAUGGCCAAUAGGCACAUGAAAAGAUGCUCCAC
Messenger RNA from Delphinapterus leucas (beluga whale), 4774 nucleotides. Lineage: Eukaryota; Metazoa; Chordata; Mammalia; Artiodactyla; Monodontidae. The record is from RefSeq and is a predicted model, not a curated record.